AUGGACGGAGUACAGACCCAAGCAACGACAGGCCCACUCGCCAAUCUGGACUUUGAAGCCCGUGUCCCCGUGCCCUUCAGCAUCUUUCCCUCGACGUACAGGGACAGCGAGUCGCAGACAACCACCCAGACCCACGAGGAGGUUGACAUCACUCUUCCCAACAAUCAGCCAGCCGGACGGGAAGGCCAGUUCUCUUCUCACAAGGUCAACGAGGAAGAAGUCCGUUUUACCCGUGAAGAAGAUCUUCGCCGCCGUCCCGGUUUCCAGUCGGAGCAGCAGUACGUCAGGGAAGAUCGCAGACCUGCACACACCGAGUACGCAGACACUCACAUCGAGGUCGAUACUCACCGUCAGUCCUACGGCACUCCCAUUGACAACAUUGAGCGUGAAUAUCGCGAGCGCUACCGCCCUCGAUACAACACCACUGUAGACCCCCCUGCUCAGACCUUCCAGUCCGAGCACAUCCACGUCGACGAGUACACCGUUGACGCAGGCGCACGCCCUUCCUCUGUUCACAAGGAAGAUAUCAAGAUCACCGAGGAGACCUUUGAGCCCUACCGUUUCGGUCGCGCUGAUCAAAAGUCCAAGAUGGGUUACUACGACGAAGACGGCCACUACCACUCCUUCCGCCACGGCAUCCACAAGCUUGCUGACCGCGUUGUUCACCCUCGUGGACAUCAUCAUGAGGAGCACAUUGACGUAGAGAUCCGCGAUGGUCCUGCUCCCGCUCCUCGCGGUCGCCCCUCUGAAGCCGGCCAGUACCUGCCCAACACCGUCACCAUCCCUUGCCACCACAUUCGCAUCGGUGACUUCCUGAUGCUGCAAGGACGCCCUUGCCAGGUCAUCCGCAUCUCUACGUCCUCUGCCACUGGCCAGUACCGCUAUCUUGGUGUUGACCUCUUCACCCGCCAGCUGCAUGAGGAGUCUUCCUUUGUCUCCAACCCCGCUCCCAGCGUAGUUGUUCAGACCAUGCUUGGCCCUGUUUUCAAGCAGUACCGCGUGCUUGAUCUCCAGGGCGGCAACAUUGUUGCUAUGACCGAGACUGGCGAUGUCAAGCAGAACCUGGCCGUCAUUGACCAGUCCAACUUGUGGUCUCGCCUUAGCAGCGCCUUCGAGUCUGGUCGUGGCAGCGUCCGUGCUCUCGUCCUCAACGACAAUGGUCGCGAGCUCGCUGUUGACAUGAAGGUCAUCCACGGCUCUCGUCUGUAA
Cordyceps fumosorosea ARSEF 2679 is the source of this 1209-nucleotide messenger RNA. RefSeq names its product woronin body major protein. Bases 1 to 1209 code for a protein of 402 amino acids. NCBI's taxonomy places the organism in Eukaryota, Fungi, Ascomycota, Sordariomycetes, Hypocreales, Cordycipitaceae. Gene Ontology annotation, biological process: positive regulation of translational elongation. Gene Ontology annotation, molecular function: RNA binding; ribosome binding; translation elongation factor activity. The record is from RefSeq and is a predicted model, not a curated record. The transcript is spliced from 4 exons.